Molecule: messenger RNA, 3218 nt
Organism: Ictidomys tridecemlineatus (thirteen-lined ground squirrel)
Lineage: Eukaryota; Metazoa; Chordata; Mammalia; Rodentia; Sciuridae
Source: RefSeq, a predicted model, not a curated record
AUGUCUAUAACUUUACAAUUAUUUACCUUUUUUAUUAAUUGGGGUCUGCAUUAUCCUAUCUAUCCUGUAGGUGAUGGCUUAUUAUCUUAAAUUAACCCAGAUUGUGUGUUCUUACAGCAAUACCUCUUGCAAAAAAUUAAUAGGCAAUCUUUAGACCAUUUAUAAGGAAAAAAACAAAAUAAAAUUAACAAGAGUAAAAACAUAUUUUGUUUGUGUAAUAGCUACUUUGAAUUUUGGCUGAGUUACAUAUUAUAUCCUCUGUUUGAGAUCCUAGUAAUCUUCAGAAAAAUCAAUCUUUUGAACACAACUUUAAAUGAACUGAAAUCUGGCCCACUGUGGAGUCAUUCUGAUGUAGUAAGAUGGGAUGCAGAACCUUAUCUCAGUGUAGGAAAAAUGACGAUGGAGAGACGACUGUUGUUGUUGAAAAGGACCAUUUUAUGGAUGAUUUCUUCCACCAGGUGGAGGAGAUCAGGAAUGGCAUAGCCAAAGUAGCUCAGUAUGUGGAAGAUGUGAAGAAAAACCAUAGCAUCAUUCUCUCUGCUCCAAACCCAGAAGGAAAAAUAAAAGAUGAGCUUGAAGAUCUGAACAAAGAAAUCAAGAAAACUGCUAACAGAAUUCGAGCCAAGUUAAAGUCCAUUGAGCAAAGUUUUGAUCAGGAUGAAAGUGGGAAUCGAACAUCUGUGGAUCUUCGGAUACGAAAAACCCAGCAUUCUGUACUGUCUAGAAAAUUUGUGGAAGUCAUGACAGAGUACAACGAAGCUCAGACUUUGUUUCGGGAGCGAAGCAAAGGACGCAUUCAGCGCCAGUUGGAAAUAACCGGGAGGACCACCACAGACGAGGAGCUGGAGGAGAUGCUGGAGAGUGGAAAGCCGUCCAUCUUCACCUCGGAUAUUAUAUCAGAUUCACAAAUUACUAGACAAGCUCUGAAUGAGAUUGAGUCACGCCACAAGGACAUCAUGAAGCUGGAGACCAGCAUCCGGGAGCUGCACGAAAUGUUUAUGGAUAUGGCCAUGUUUGUGGAGACCCAGGGUGAAAUGAUCAACAACAUAGAGAAAAACGUGACGAAUGCUGCAGACUAUGUGGAACAUGCUAAAGAGGAGACCAAGAAAGCCCUUAAAUACCACAGCAAAGCCAGAAGGCAACAACAUUGUCAUAGCAACCACAUCCCAGGAGCUGUUUAUCCUUGGAGACUGAGCACGUCUUCAACAAAGUCUGCCUCCUCUCUGCUCUGAGUGACUCUCAGACCCUGUACUGUGCUGGGUGCUGGCUUCUUCCUGGUGAAGCCAGGAGACAGGCACAGUGGGACGUCGUGUGCUGAAAACACCUGCGCCCAAGGGUGUGACGCAGGCCACACAGCCUUGGGCUCCAGAUGGUACACCGCAGAGUUGACAGUGUGAUGCUUGCUUCAGUGGCCUUGAAAUAAGGAAUUAUUGACAAUUUCAAUUCUUAAGAUAUGCAGUGUUGAGAAUGCAGGUCAAGUUUAAUUAGGGUUACUCCAUGUUACGAAGCGUUAGAUUAUUCUCCCCUUCUCCCAGGUAACGUUUAUUAAUUAAGAGGCUUUUUGUACUAUAUGUGUUGAUGUCCUGUUUACAGAAAUAAUUUUUAUUAUCACAGAGUUGUUUUGUAAGAUUUCUAUAAUUUUAAAUGCUUAAUAUAUUAACAUCUUCAUUUACCGCAUUUUUAUAUGUUAAAUAUUCCCACAUGAAGGAAAUUGGAAGCGUCAUAAUCUGGGGCCAUCUUUCAAUGGCUGUGUGCUGAGUUGCUGUUACCACAGCAAAUGUAGGCAUCAGAGCCUUCCUGCCUCUCAGGUGCCUUCUGUGGGUCUUGACUUGGGGAGUGUGAUAUGCCUGCUGCCCUCCAGGAAAGUCGGACUGUGUAGUUAGCUCAUUUCUACCUGUUCCAGGACUCACAGGAAUAAAUUAUUAGUUACUGCAUUGUAAAGACAGUGGUCUCUUCUUUGUUCAUUAAAGGUAAGGGUUGUGUUUCCCUGACUGUAUUGAUGGUGUCUGAAUUUAAGACAGUGAUGUGACUGAAAUUUAGCCACUCUCAAUACUCAAAAGAGAUUAUUCCUAGACAUUGAGAAAUUCUCAUAAAUAUAAAUGUACAAAUCAUAAAUGUGUAAAUCACUUAGAGCCUUCCCCCCCCACACUUAAAGUGUCAGGGGUGCUUUACCACUGAGCCACAUCCCCAGUCCUUUGUAUUUUGAGUCAGGGUCUUGCUAAGUUGCAUAGGGCCUUGUUAAGUUGCUGAGGCUGGUCUCAAACUUGCAGUCAUUCCUGCAUUAGCUCCUGAGUUGCUGGGAUCAAAAGGGGUGCGUCACCACGCCUGGCCUUAAAUGCUCUUAAGUGCCUGAUAGUCUGUGGAACUCUCCAAGUUAAUUUUCAAAGAAAACUGUUUAAAACUUUGAUGCUUAAACAGUUUUCUUGCUUAUUAAUGUUUGAGUAGGAUGGCUGAGUGGGUGAAUGGACAGCUAUUGAGGUAGGAGCCAGUCCUGGGCACAUGAAGAUGCCCAGUGUCUGGGCAGCUUCAUGCUCUGAGAGCAUAUGAGCCCUGACUGUCCCUUGGUGUUGUUGUGUCUGACCUGAGAUAGACGUGCUGAUUCUGUCACCAAGUGUGAGUGCUGCCCCUGAUUGCCCAGCAGGGAGCUCCCUGUUCACCCACGCACACCGUCCAGCCUCAGGCUCUGGCUUCUGUCUUUCCUCACCGUAGACCUCCUAGCACCCAGGUGCCUUGGGAUUCUGACUCUACUCUGUGCUGGUCUUGGGGCAGCUGCUGCAAGAGACACCCUACCCGGCUAGAGGUGCUGCCACCCCUGUGUGGGGGUGUCCAAGCCCACCCUGGACACCUCUCCACUCUUAUGCCCUGUCCCUCUGAGCAGCCUCAGCCCUCGCCUCCCUCCUGCCGUGGCCGUGUCUUCUGGUGGCGGGCGGGCUCCUGGGAUUGUGCACAUGCUCUUUGAUUUGUACUUUGGAUGUUUAAGUCCUUUUCAGGGGACACAUUUACAUGCCUAGGUCUCCUGUCCCUAUUUGGAAUCAGAGUUUUAAAAAUACAUUUGCAGAUUAACUUUUUAAUCAUUAAAAAAAAUACCUUGUGUUUACAUUUAAGAAUUUCUUAGGAGCUAAAAGAAAUACUCAACCUCUGUCUUAUGAUUCCUGGAAAGAUUUUUGGGAGAUAUUUUGUUGUAUGUCCAUUAAUAAAUUGUUCUUCUAACACUGUUA